Molecule: messenger RNA, 1030 nt
Organism: Gopherus evgoodei (Goodes thornscrub tortoise)
Lineage: Eukaryota; Metazoa; Chordata; Testudines; Testudinidae
Gene: BCL10
Product: BCL10 immune signaling adaptor
Exons: 3
Coding region: 165-884 (239 amino acids)
Biological process (GO): positive regulation of extrinsic apoptotic signaling pathway; apoptotic process; adaptive immune response
Cellular component (GO): cytosol; CBM complex
Molecular function (GO): kinase activator activity; NF-kappaB binding; transcription coactivator activity
Source: RefSeq, a predicted model, not a curated record
ACGUCCGUUUGCUCGCAGACCGCGCGCGCCUUUGGCGGGCGAGGCGGUUCCGCUGAGUGGGCGUGGCUUCCCAUGGCGUGCGCGUGCGCGCUGUGGCGGAGUCUGCGGUGCCGGAAGCGCUGUCGUUACUCUUGCGCUGGGAGCCGUGGCGUGGAGCUUCCGCCAUGGAGGGCCCCGGGCCUGGGCUCGCCGCGCGGCCGCUCACCGAGGAUGAAAUGGCGGAGGUGAAGAAGGAAGCUUUAGAAAGGAUGCGUCCCUAUUUGUGUGACAAAAUUAUCGCAGAGAGACACUUUGAUUACCUGCGAUCGAAGAAAAUACUCACUAGAGAGGAUGCUGAAGAAAUAUCUUGUCGACCCUCAAGUAGGAAGAAAACUGGGAAGUUACUGGACUACUUAGCAGAAAAUCCAAAGGGACUCGAUACUUUGAUUGAAUCUAUUAGAAGAGAAAGAACACAGAACUUCCUGUUAGAAAGGAUAACUGAUGUGGUGUUGAAAGUCAAAAAUGAAAAACUUGAAGCUCUCAAAGGUCUGAGCUGCAGCAGCUGUAUAACUUCAGUGUAUGGAGGAACAAAUAAUCUUUCUAGGUCAUAUUCUGAUGAAUCCAAUUACUAUGAAAAAGUAAAAGAAUCUACCCAUAAGCAACCAGAAGAACAGUUUAGUACAGCUGCUUUUGUGUCUGCUUCAUCUCUUCGUUCAAUGAAUUUACCAAUUGUGGAGAUGGGAAGCACAGAAAAUGCAGUCUUCUCCACCACGCUUCCAGGACCUGGGGAUCCUGGAGCACCCCCUCUUCCACCAGAACUGCAGUCUGAACAACAGGAAGCCAGUGCCAGUUCAAGUGACAAUCGUUUUCUGCCUUUAAGAUCUCGUUCUCUUCUACCACAAUGACUUCAAUGACUCUUUUUCCUGUCUCUUUACUUAAAGGAGGGGGUGUUGUGAGACUUUUAUAUAUCUUUGCAGGCAGCAUACAGAAUGUUUCCAAACUGUUAAAUCGCAAAUAGGGGGAAAUAGCCUAUAUGAGUUGCCCCCCCCCC